AUGAGUGCACCAGAUGUUCAUAACGAACUAUACAUUGAUACUCACAUAAUUGACAGUUAUGGUUUCUCUUCGCAUGGCAUUCAUGAAAAGCGAUAUCAUACAGGUUCCGAAACACCCGAAACACCUGUAACCCCCGUAACACCACACGAAGAGUUUAUGAGUUCAGGUAGAAAAUGUUUGCUCGCGGCUGAGCGCUUCGUUAUAUCUGAUGAAAUGGCACCAAAAUUAAAUCGAAUUGUUAAUGCAUACAAUUCUAUCUAUUAUUUUGAGAAAAACAAAAACCUUGAUAAUGAUGCAGAAAAUGUGGGAACUAUGAUCGCGAGGAUGAAGUGGUACAAAAAUUACAAAAAUAAAUAUGAGAAUAAAAAAGAAUUUGAAUAUUUUUGGGUAAUUCUUAGUGAUAUUAUUAAAAUCCAGGCUAUGUUAAUUAAUCAACGACAGCCGAAAGAAAUUAGUAUUUUUAUUGAAGAAGUUUUUAUUAAAGGAUACUUUGUUUUGACAUAUGAGUGUUGGGGAGAACAAAGAUUUCAAGAAAUCAUGGAGGAAAACUCUUAUGAAAUCAAAAAAUUCGAAAUCUUUAUAGACAUGUAUAAAGAGAUUGCGUCUAUUGUUAAGUUUAUCAAUAUAAUGACAACAAUUUAUGUAAAUGCUAAUGGAGUAAGUCCAAGAGCUUUACCAUUUUUUGAAAAAAUUCCUAAAGGAGUGGAUUUUACUAGUAUUAUGAAUCAAUGUAGGGAAGUAAUUACGAAUGAAGAUAUUUUCGGAAUGGAUAACGAGUUGAACAAUAUGGCAAAUAAUUUAAAAUUUCUGAGAAGAAGAUUAGCCGAGAUUGCUGAAAUGAAUAACGUGGACGUGGAAAGUAAGAGUGGAUAUUUGAAGGCGUUAGAGAAUUCAUAUAGUGAUGAUAUCAUUAACCACUAUAUUUAUAGUGUUGAUAGCAACAUUGAUAUUAUUAAUGACUAUAGUGAUAAUUUUAGUAAGAAUCAAGAUAUAAAAAAAUAUUAUUAUGAGAGGAUUGAUAAAAAAAUAUUGAUGGAUCUCCUAAAUCAAAUAAAGGAAGAAAUGCGCAGAGAAGAAUUGAAGAUCAAAAGAAAUAACGAUUUAGAUAAAUUGAAGAAAAUCAGUGACAAGAAAUUGAAAGAAUAUAGUUAG
Molecule: messenger RNA, 1152 nt
Organism: Scutellospora calospora
Lineage: Eukaryota; Fungi; Glomeromycota; Glomeromycetes; Diversisporales; Gigasporaceae
Source: the annotation of a GenBank genome assembly